CCACCCACUGCUUUCCCACCUCGACGUGUUCUGGGUGUAUCCCCUCCAUUCGACAUCUGUCUUAUGAACCACGACUUUCCGAGCCUCACACCGCCGCAAUGCCUCCACGGAAGAGGGCAAAGGCAAGCGCGGCCUCCACGCCUCUGGCCGAGACGCAGCCAAAGACUCCCCAAGACACAGGCGUCGCAGUGCAAUCGCAGCAAGCUUCUCCGCAGAACGAGAAUCUGCUCAAUGACCCGUGGACCGAUGAACAAGAGACGCAGCUCUUCAAGGGCAUGAUGAAAUGGAAGCCCACAGGCCUGCACAAGCACUUCCGCAUGAUCUCAAUACAAAACAACAUGCGCUCCCACGGCUUCGUCACCCCGGACACCCCGCACACGCGCAUCCCAGGCAUCUGGCAGAAGCUCCAUCAGCUCUACGACCUCAACGCUCUCGACGAGCGCGAAUUCGCAUAUACCUUCCACAAUCAGCCCGACCCGCUUGACCCCACAGAAGCCGCCAAACUGCCCCAGUUUGAGCUCCCCGAAGACGAGUUUGGCGGCCUAAUGUGGGAGAGACGAUUCCAUGGCCCCGAAUCCGUCGCAUCCUCAUCCCCACCCCUGGUCUCUGCCGAUGAAGACAGAGCGCUGUAUCACCCGGGGAUCGGUCUUCUACAUGAUUUACCAGGAGGAGAAGGGCUCAAAGCGCGUCAAGCGGAGGCAGCAGAGAGUGCAUCCGGCGCCACACCAACACCCAAGAACACAAAAGCCAGUACACGCGCAAGCCGAGCCGCGGCGGCGAAGAAGGGACAGGCUACCAAAUUAGGGCAAGCUGCUAAGCACAGUAAGGCCCAAUCUGCAGUCUCGGAUUCCGCAGAAGACGAGGAUGAAGAUGAUAACGAAGAGGAAGACACUGCCGAGUCCGAAGAAGAGACCGCUCCGAGCACGCGAAAAACGGGUCGGAGUGGUGGGCGAGCGAGACCGGCGCCGAGGAGGACGAGGAAGCGGUGAUGGCCAGAAAACUAAAGGGACGGGCCAUGUACAAUAUGUUGCUUUCUUAGGAUACCCGGGGCCUUUUCCGUGUGAGUCCCAAGAUUGAUGUUAGUUACCGCGUUACAGCUUAGGCCUGGGCUACCUUCAUUCGGGGCUAUUAGGGAUUGAUUGAUUGAUUUGGUAUCAUGAUUCUAAGAAGUUUCUCCGAUUUUGCCCCUCAAGUAAGGUCUGUCAUAGAAUCCUCGGUUUCCCAUCGUGUGGUUUUAUUUCCUACUUGCAUCCAUCACCCCUUAGGCCUCCACGUCUUCCUCCAUUUCUUUAGAAUCUCAGCAUCCUCCACGGCUUCCUUAAACAACCUCUCGAGAGUCAGUGAGCCUUUGAAGUCUCGGCAGACAAGGCGAAGAUUGAGGAUUGUUCGCACUGACGUGGGGUCGAUGUUGUGCGGGUAGUAUCUUGACAGGUCACAAGGACCCUUGUAU
This is a messenger RNA of Lindgomyces ingoldianus, 1450 nucleotides long. RefSeq names its product CT20-domain-containing protein. Gene Ontology annotation, biological process: regulation of transcription by RNA polymerase II. The record is from RefSeq and is a predicted model, not a curated record. The transcript is spliced from 2 exons. Gene Ontology annotation, cellular component: nucleus; NuA4 histone acetyltransferase complex. Bases 99 to 989 code for a protein of 296 amino acids. NCBI's taxonomy places the organism in Eukaryota, Fungi, Ascomycota, Dothideomycetes, Pleosporales, Lindgomycetaceae.